AUGGGAGGGACGGAAUGGAGUGUAGUUGGGCGUUAUCGCAUCGAUAUUCCACAGCACUCAGAGAUGCUACUGUGGCAUUCCGAGAUACAACAGACCGCGCAAGCUCGUAAGUGGGACAGGUGUGGGGUAGUUGGGUGGCGGGUAAAGGAAACGAUCACCGCAUCACGGUGGACCAGUCAACUCGUCGGAUUGCAGCUGAUGGAUUCCAACCAACAACUGAGUGGCAAGCAACCUUCGAGGGGUGGAGUAAUGCGCGCAGGGCGGGGAAUGCAAGUUAACUUGCGGAAGCUUGCAGUUGUGCGAGCGAGUGUCGCAAACCCCUCCCAUCUCCAUUUGUAG
This is a messenger RNA of Acanthocheilonema viteae, 339 nucleotides long. Lineage: Eukaryota; Metazoa; Nematoda; Chromadorea; Rhabditida; Onchocercidae. The record is from the annotation of a GenBank genome assembly.